AUGACGAGAUGGACGAUCAGUCUCGAUGGCGGACCGCGUCGGGUGAAUCAUGCGGCGGUCGCGAUCGGCAAACAUAUCUAUUCAUUUGGCGGGUACUGUAGCGGUGAGCAUCAGGAGGUGAGGAAGUUGCUCGAUGUGCAUGUUUUGGACACUACUAAUUAUCGAUGGAAGAAGCUCGAGAAGGCGAACGAGUUUUGCUCGGCACACUUGUUGGCCGAAACGGAUUCGGUCAAUAUUGACGAUUAUCUUCAAGGACCGGUGACGCAUCGCGACGAGACGCCCUAUCAGCGAUAUGGGCACACUGUAGUCGAGUACGGUGGAAAAGCGUACCUCUGGGGUGGUCGGAACGAUGAUUUUGGAGCUAGCAAUGUGCUGCAUUCGUUUGAUCCAGAAAAUCGACGUUGGGAGAGGAUCGACGUGACGGGAUUCGUGCCGGCGGCGCGCGACGGUCACACCGCCGUCGUCGUCGAAAAUAAAAUGGUGCUGUUCGGCGGAUUCGAAGAAGACGCGCAACGAUUCAGUCAGGAGACGUUCAUUUUCGAUUUUGACACCCGAAAAUGGUCGGAAUUGAAGACGACGGGCACCCCACCAUUGUGGCGCGAUUUUCAUACGGCGGCCGCCAUCGACGGCGUCAUGUACGUGUUCGGCGGACGGAGUGACCAGAACGGUCAGGUCGGUGACGAUGAGUUGUUUCACUCGUCGCGCGACACUUAUGAUGAUAAAUUGAUGGCGUUGGACCUUAAGACGGCCCAUUGGCGUGUGGUGAAGGCCAGUGGAAAGACGCCACUUGGAAGGAGAAGCCAUUCGGCGUGGGUCUACAAUGGAAAAAUGUUCAUAUUUGGAGGCUAUUUGGGAACCCGCAAUCGUCAUUUCAACGAAUUGUACUGUUUCGAUCCGAAGACGAACGAAUGGGACAUCAUCGAGGCUUUUGGCACAUAUCCAUCGCCGAGACGACGUCAUUGCUCUGUUGUUGUCGACAAUCGCGUUUUUCUGUUUGGCGGAACCUCGCCUUCGAAUCGAUGCUAUCGCAAUUUCAAUAAUGUGAUGUCGAAUUUCUCGUCGCUGCAAUCGGGCCUCUCCGACCUCUCCGAUAUGCAUGUUCUGGAUUACUCGCCAUCGCUUUUCCAAUUGUCGGCAACUGAGGUGUUGAAGCGAAAUUUGCCGAAUACGAAUAUUUAUGAAUGCUUGAAGGAUGAAUUGCCGUUUGAUGUCAGACUCAAUUUGUACUGCAUGACAGAGCCGAAUCAGCUGAACCAACAGACGACGCAUCGUGCCGAAAUCGCCGGAUAA
Caenorhabditis bovis is the source of this 1290-nucleotide messenger RNA. The record is from the annotation of a GenBank genome assembly. Lineage: Eukaryota; Metazoa; Nematoda; Chromadorea; Rhabditida; Rhabditidae.